AUGUCUGGUCGUGGUCCGCGAGGGGGCCCUCGAGGCGGCGGCGGCGGCGGCGGCGGCGCAAGAGGCCGUGGUGCCAGCCAAGAUCUUCCUUUCCGUGAGGCUGGCCGUGGACGUGGCGGAGAUCGUGGAGGAGAUCGUGGCCGUGGAGAUCGCGGACGUGGACGUGGCGAUCGCGGUGGUGAUGCCUUCAGAGACGACGGGCCUUUCAGAGGUCGUGGAGACUUCAGAGGUCGUGGAGAUUUUAGAGGCCGUGGGGAGUUUAGAGGCCGUGGGGAGUUUAGAGGCCGUGGGGAGUUCCGUGGCCGUGGGCGUGGAGCUCCACGAGCACCUACAACCAUCUACACAGACCCAGAGGGCGUUAAGCCUCCGUCUGUUGAAGUUACCAAACUAGAAGGCACCAUUGAGAAUGGUCUUGUGAAGCUGCCCCAGACGGCUACGUUUCCUAACCGACCGGGCUAUGGUACUCAGGGACGACAGAUCGUACUGUUUGCAAACUACAUGCAGCUAAUCAGCGCAUCCAAGAAUGACUUGUAUCGGUAUGACACCAUGAUUGGCAAUGCUCCAAACGGCAACCCUCCGUCGGCCAAGAAAUGCAAGCACAUUAUUCGCCUGCUGCUGGAAGAGUUUUUUGCCGAACAGCAGGAAGACCUUGCCACCGACUACCGGUCGACCUUGAUCUCUCGUGAGCCUCUUGGCCUCGAGGUCAAGGAAUUCCAAGUUCGCUGGAAAGCCGAGGAUGAGGACACCUACUCGGACAACCCGAUUACCUACACUGUUACCGUUAAAUACACAGGAACGGUUAGCGUUUCAGACCUCGUGGACUAUCUGACUUCCUCGAACGCCAGCAGGAUAUUGGAUAACAAGGCUACGAUCAUCCAGGCGUUGAACAUCAUCGUUGGUCACGGUCCAAAAUCUGAUCUUGGCGUAGGUACAGUCGGUGCCAACAAACACUUCUCUCUAAGCCCAGCGGCCAACGACCGUGCGUCACUCGGGGGUGGCUUGGAAGUCAUUCGCGGAUUCUUUGUUAGUGUUCGAGCUGCAACGGCACGCAUUCUUGUCAAUUUGCAGGUGAAAAAUCUGGCCUGUUACGAAUCCGGAGCUUUGCAACCCCUGAUGAACAGCUGUGGUCUUCAUCACCGGUCCCUGGAACGCUUCAUCAAGACCUUACGGAUUGAACUCACACAUCUGGUCAAGAAGACUAAGAACAACGAGACAAGACGACGCGUGAAGAGCAUUUGGGGUUUUGCUUCGCCGGCAGAUGGUAGGGGUGAGAACCGUCCCCGAGUUAAAGGGUUUGGUGCCGGUCCCAAAGACGUUGCUUUCUGGCUCAACGAAGCUGGCCCAGGCUCAGUACCCAGCGACAAGAGCAAACGCAGAAAGGACAAGCGGGAGGGACCUGCAACCCCUGGUGAAUACAUCACCGUGGCGAAGUACUUCGAGACUCGCUACGGUGUUGAUACUAAUCCAAAAUCACAUGUUAUCAACGUUGGGUCUCAGCAGAACCCGUCCUAUGUGCCGGUCGAGGUCUGCAACGUCAUCCCUGGGCAACCGGCCAAUAUGAAACUCUCGCCGCAGCAAACCCAAAACAUGAUCGGUUUCGCCGUUCGUGGUCCUGGUGCUAAUGCCAAUUCGAUCGUGCACGAAGGUACUCGGCUUCUAGGGUUCGGGCCCAAACGUAAUGCUACUUUGUCCGCAUUUGACCUAAUGCCAGAUACUCGUCUGAUUACGGUCCACGGACGUGUUCUACCAGCUCCUGCGGUUACGUACCAAAAGACGAAUAUCAGUCCACGCAACGCCGACUGGAACAUGAAGAGUAUUAAGUUUAACAUUUCUCCUCCUCUAGGCAACUGGACCUAUGUUACGAUAGGCCCGCGGGAAUUUAUGCUCGAGGAGUUCGUCGCCAAACUAAACGAGGUAGGCAUCGCAGCCAAAGCCCCUUCUGUGCAGCCAUUUCGAGCCCGGUCUCCCCGACCCGAGGAUAUCCAGGCAGUAUUCGAGAAAGUAUCCAAAUACAACCUCAAUUUUGUCCUGGUAAUUUUACCUACUCGCGACACUGAAAUCUACAACUGUGUCAAACAAAACUGUGACGUCCGGUACGGCAUCCGCCAUGCCUGCGUGAUUGCGGAAAAGUUCGCCAAGACUGGCAACCACCAGUACAACGCUAAUGAGGCUCUGAAGAUCAACCUCAAGCUUGGUGGGACGAACCAACUUGUUAGUAGACUUAGCAUCAUCGACAAGGGCAAGACGAUGCUUGUCGGUAUUGACGUUACACACCCUUCGCCAGGCUCGGCUAAAGAUGCUCCAAGUAUCGCCGCCAUCGUCGCCUCAAUCGACAAGAAUCUAGGGCAGUUUCCGGCCGACAUACGGAUGCAGAGAGGCAAGCAAGAAAGGGUCGAUGCGCUGGACAGACUGCUUGACUCGCGACUAGAUAUGUGGAAAAGACACAACAAAACGUACCCGGAGAACAUCAUUGUCUACCGUGACGGAGUCUCGGAGGGUCAGUACAAUAUGGUUAUCGACGACGAACUACCGCAACUCAAGGAAGCAUGCAGAAAGAAGUAUCCUGCCCCCGACACAAAGAAGGGUCUUCCUCACAUCUCCAUCGUGGUUGUCGGCAAGCGCCAUCAUACACGGUUCUACGCGACAACCGAGCAAGACGCAGACGAUCGCUCCAAGAACCCGCCCACGGGCACCGUUGUCGACCGCGGCGUGACCGAAGCCCGCAACUUUGACUUUUUCUUGCAGUCUCACAAGGCCCUCCAAGGAACCGCGCGACCAGCCCAUUACUACACAGUCUACGACGAGAUCUUCCACAAGGAGAAACCCCAACCACCGUUUCAAAACGCCGCAGACGUACUACACGACCUAACUCACCGCCUGUGCUACACCUUUGGCCGUGCCACAAAAGCAGUCAGUAUCUGUCCGCCAGCUUACUACGCGGACCUGGUCUGCGAGCGUGCCCGCUGCUAUCUGUCCGAUGUCUUUGACCAGUCCACAUCGGUUGUUAGUGAAACUAGCUCGGCGCAGGCAGCGCGGGUGGAUAGUGACCGAGUCACUCUUCACAAGAACAUCAAAGAUACCAUGUUCUACAUCUAG
This is a messenger RNA of Talaromyces rugulosus, 3096 nucleotides long. RefSeq lists its product as uncharacterized. Gene Ontology annotation, molecular function: RNA binding; protein binding. The record is from RefSeq and is a predicted model, not a curated record. The transcript is spliced from 4 exons. NCBI's taxonomy places the organism in Eukaryota, Fungi, Ascomycota, Eurotiomycetes, Eurotiales, Trichocomaceae. Bases 1 to 3096 code for a protein of 1031 amino acids.